Papilio polytes (common Mormon) is the source of this 1592-nucleotide messenger RNA. Its product is annotated as nuclear transcription factor Y subunit gamma-like. The record is from RefSeq and is a predicted model, not a curated record. The transcript has 8 exons. Bases 222 to 1076 code for a protein of 284 amino acids. Gene Ontology annotation, biological process: regulation of DNA-templated transcription. Gene Ontology annotation, cellular component: nucleus; CCAAT-binding factor complex. Lineage: Eukaryota; Metazoa; Arthropoda; Insecta; Lepidoptera; Papilionidae. Gene Ontology annotation, molecular function: protein heterodimerization activity; DNA binding; DNA-binding transcription activator activity, RNA polymerase II-specific.
AGCCUGUGACUGGUCAUCGGCGGACGAAUCGUGGAACUGGCGCAUUUUCAGUUAUUGGUGAUUGGAGAUCUUCAAAUAUUACACUGAUUAUUGGUUACUCUGUUCUAAUAAGUUUAACCGCGGAUGAGUUCUUAACUUGGUGGUGCAAAAUAUAACUUUGUAAAUAAAAAGUUAACCAAGAAAAGAAUUUCGUUUGCAAGGUGAAGUCGUAGCAAUUCAAGAUGUCUGUAUGCUUCUUUGUGCCUGCGGACCAAGCCGGUACCUCAGCGGUGUCGGAAGAGGGCGACACCGAGGUGGCGGGGGAGGAGGGCUCCUCUCCGGAGAACAUUCAACAAAGCCUUCAAGCCUUCUGGGCGAAAGUCACUGACGAUAUCAAGAAAGUUAAUGCCGACGAUUUCAAAACACAAGCGCUGCCGUUAGCGAGAAUCAAGAAGAUAAUGAAACUGGAUGAGGAAGUGAAGAUGAUUUCGGCGGAAGCUCCCGUACUGUUCGCGAAAGCUGCGGAGAUUUUCAUACAUGAGCUGACGUUGCGCGCCUGGUCCCAUACUGAAGAUAAUAAGAGACGAACUUUACAGCGUAACGAUAUAGCAAUGGCGAUAUCCAAGUCCGACCAGCUGGACUUCCUGAUAGACAUAGUGCCCCGACAGGAGGUGAAGCCUACCAAAACACGUGAGGAGCCGCCGCGCGCUUCCAACACCGAACAGUACUACCUUCAGCUGGCGCAGCAGCACCAGGCGGCGCUGCAGGGCGCGCAGCCGCAGUACCUGCUGCAACCUUGUGCACAGGUUGUACAGCAAUCAGGUAACGCGUCUACAUCCUCUGGUGGACAGCCCCUUACCCUGGUGCAGCAAGUUGUCACCUCCUCUGGGGAACUGCAGCAAGUACCCAUCCAGUUAUCUCAAGCGCAGUUGAACUUAGUCCGUCCUCAGCUGCAGAACAACGCGGGACAGCUUAUCGUGAUACAAGCUCAGCCGCAACAGACGCCGCAGAUCAUACAGGUAUCUUCCCAUGGCGGUCAGAACCAACCACAGCAAGUGUUUCUAGCGCAAGUCGCCACCACGCAGGAGGAAACUUAGCGACGUAAAUAGUGAACGGGGUCUAUCACGAAUACGUGACAUUUGCGAGAUUUUAUUCGUAACGUAAUCGACAACAAUUGUAUGAAAUUUGUUGAUUUACGUUUUUUAAUUUGAUUGGCAAAAAGACAGAACAUAGUAGUAAAGAAACUUAGUGUACAUAAACAUUCAUGGAAUUUUUAAGAACAUAACUUGUCUCAUGCCAAAUUAAAAGUAAAAAAGGGAAACUACACAAAUUCUUUUUCCUCGAUGACUAUUAACUCAUUAAAACUUUCGUAAGAUAAAUUAUUUGUUGAUGACGUAACGAAAAUGUUCUCACGAAUAUUCAUGAUAAGCCCCUGUAUACAUGUUGCAUCUCUUUCAUUCUCUUUGGUUAAACAGAGAUAAGUAUAAACGUAUGUUGCAGUCAAAUUCAACAUAUUUGGACUUAAUCUGUGAAAUUGUCUGAAAUCUUUAAUUUUAUGGAAUUACUGUAAAUAUAUUUAAUAAGGAAAAAUAAAUAAAUGUGAUGGAUUUAUA